Pipistrellus nathusii (Nathusius's pipistrelle) is the source of this 1653-nucleotide messenger RNA. Lineage: Eukaryota; Metazoa; Chordata; Mammalia; Chiroptera; Vespertilionidae. The record is from the annotation of a GenBank genome assembly.
AUGGCGCUGCGGAGGGGCGGCGGCGGGGCACCGGGGCUGCGGCUGCCGCUGCCGCUGCUGCUGCUGCUGGGCGCCGCGUGCCUGGUCCCGCCGAGCGCGCAGGUGAGGCGGCUGGCGCGCUGCCCCGCCACUUGCAGCUGCACCAAGGAGUCCAUCAUCUGCGUGGGCUCCUCCUGGGUGCCCAGGGUCGUGCCGGGCGACAUCAGCUCCCUGAGCCUGGUAAAUGGGACCUUCUCCGAGAUCAAGGACCGGAUGUUUUCCCAUCUGCCUUCCUUGCAGCUGCUGUUGCUGAAUUCUAACUCAUUUACAGUCAUCCGCGAUGAUGCAUUUGCUGGACUCUUUCAUCUUGAAUACCUGUUCAUCGAAGGGAACAAAAUAGAAACGAUUUCAAGAAAUGCCUUCCGUGGCCUCCGUGACCUGACUCACCUCUCUCUGGCCAAUAACCACAUCAAAGCACUCCCAAGAGAUGUCUUCAGUGAUUUAGACUCCCUGAUUGAGCUAGAUUUAAGGGGCAAUAAAUUUGAAUGCGACUGCAAAGCCAAGUGGCUGUAUCUGUGGUUGAAGAUGACGAACUCCACCGUUUCGGACGUGCUGUGUAUCGGUCCCCCAGAAUAUCAGGAGAAGAAGCUAAAUGACGUGACCAGCUUUGACUACGAAUGCACAACUACAGAUUUUGUGGUUCAUCAAACAUUGCCCUACCAGUCGGUCUCGGUGGAUACUUUCAACUCCAAGAAUGACGUGUACGUGGCCAUUGCCCAGCCCAGCAUGGAGAACUGUAUGGUGCUAGAGUGGGACCACAUCGAGAUGAACUUCCGGAGCUAUGACAAUAUCACAGGUCAGUCCAUUGUGGGCUGCAAGGCCAUCCUCAUCGACGACCAGGUGUUUGUGGUGGUGGCCCAGCUCUUCGGCGGCUCUCACAUCUACAGGUACGAUGAGAGCUGGACCAAGUUUGUCAAAUUCCAAGACAUCGAAGUCUCUCGCAUCUCCAAGCCCAAUGACAUUGAGCUGUUCCAGAUCGAGGACGAGACAUUCUUCGUCAUCGCCGACAGCUCGAAAGCCGGCCUGUCAACGGUUUACAAGUGGAACAGCAAAGGAUUCUACUCCUACCAGUCCCUGCAUGAGUGGUUCAGGGACACGGACGCCGAGUUCGUGGACAUAGAUGGGAAGUCGCACCUGAUCCUGUCCAGCCGCUCCCAGGUCCCCAUCAUCCUGCAGUGGAAUAAGAGCUCCAAGAAGUUCGUUCCCCACAGUGACAUCCCCAACAUGGAAGACGUGCUGGCCGUGAAGAGCUUCCGCAUGCAGAACUCUCUCUACCUGUCCCUCACCCGGUUCAUUGGGGACUCCAGGGUCAUGAGGUGGAACAACAAGCAGUUUGUGGAGAUCCAGGCUCUCCCGUCCCGGGGGGCCAUGACCCUGCAGCCCUUCUCUUUCAAAGAGAAUCAUUACCUGGCCCUGGGGAGCGACUACACGUUCUCCCAGAUCUACCAGUGGGACAAGGAGAAGCAACUGUUCAAGAAGUUCAAGGAGAUCUAUGUGCAGGCACCCCGCUCCUUCACGGCCGUCUCCACUGACAGGAGGGAUUUCUUCUUUGCGUCCAGUUUCAAAGGGAAAACAAAGAUUUUUGAACACAUAGUUGUUGACUUAAGUUUGUGA